Molecule: messenger RNA, 1816 nt
Organism: Diospyros lotus (date-plum)
Lineage: Eukaryota; Viridiplantae; Streptophyta; Magnoliopsida; Ericales; Ebenaceae
Product: pyruvate dehydrogenase E1 component subunit beta-3, chloroplastic-like
Exons: 4
Coding region: 187-1416 (409 amino acids)
Biological process (GO): pyruvate decarboxylation to acetyl-CoA
Molecular function (GO): pyruvate dehydrogenase (acetyl-transferring) activity
Source: RefSeq, a predicted model, not a curated record
ACGAUAGCCGAUAGCGGAGCCAACGACGCCAUCUCCCUCCAGCCUCCGCCUCAAUUUCUCCGCCCGCUUUCCCUCUACAAAAAUAUACACUCUCUCUCUUCCUUUCCAAUAGCCCCUCGUUCUGUAUAAAAUCUCUUCUGCCCUCUCUCGCCCCACGCUCUGCAGUCACUGUUUCGUUCCGUUCCAAUGGCCGUCGCUUUCCAAGGAAUCGGAGCCGCCGCAGCUCUCUCCUCCGCCAGUGUUCUGGAGUCGAAGAGGUUGCAUUUCCACUUCUCUUCCCGCAGAUCGCUCUCAGAGAUAAAAUCAGGCUUUUUUGUUGUGAGAUCUGAUGGGAGGUCGAGUGCUGGCCCGAAUCCGAGAGGUCGCAGAGCCGAUCAAUUGAUUACCAGCGCAGUGGCGACAAAAGCUGAUAGUUCGACGGCUUCAUCAGCAUCCAAACCUGGGCAUGAGCUUUUACUUUUUGAAGCCCUUCGUGAAGGCCUGGAGGAAGAAAUGGAUAGAGAUCCCCGUGUAUGUGUAAUGGGUGAAGAUGUGGGUCAUUAUGGAGGGUCGUACAAGGUAACCAAAGGCCUGGCUGAAAAGUAUGGUGACCUCAGGGUUCUUGACACUCCUAUUGCUGAGAACUCGUUCACUGGGAUGGCCAUUGGAGCUGGCAUGACUGGGCUGCGACCAAUUGUUGAGGGAAUGAACAUGGGAUUUCUCCUUCUGGCUUUCAACCAGAUAUCCAACAACUGUGGCAUGCUUCAUUAUACAUCUGGAGGCCAGUUCACUAUACCAGUGGUUAUCCGUGGACCUGGUGGAGUUGGCAGGCAACUUGGGGCUGAGCACUCUCAGCGGCUGGAGUCUUAUUUCCAAUCAAUCCCUGGUAUCCAAAUGGUGGCAUGCUCUACCCCAUACAACGCCAAGGGCUUAAUGAAAGCUGCCAUUCGAAGUGAGAACCCGGUGAUACUUUUUGAACACGUUUUGCUUUACAAUCUCAAGGAGAGGAUUCCGGAUGAAGAGUACGUGUUGAACCUCGAGGAAGCAGAGAUGGUUCGGCCUGGAGAGCACAUCACCAUUCUAACGUACUCCAGGAUGAGAUAUCAUGUGAUGCAGGCUGCUAAAACUUUGGUGAACAAGGGGUAUGAUCCCGAAGUUAUUGAUAUCAGGUCACUGAAACCAUUUGACCUUUACACAAUUGGGAAUUCAGUGAAAAAGACACAUCGCGUGCUGAUCGUAGAGGAGUGCAUGCGGACAGGUGGAAUUGGUGCUAGUUUGACAGCAGCUAUUAAUGAGAACUUCCACGAUUAUUUGGAUGCCCCGGUCGUGUGUUUGUCGUCCCAGGACGUGCCAACGCCGUAUGCGGGGACACUGGAGGAGUGGACCGUGGUUCAGCCAGCCCAGAUUGUCACUGCAGUUGAGCAGCUCUGCCGGUAGUUGCAGCAGCUGAAACAGUUGUGCACAACUGGAGGACCUGUAGUGCCUCAAUGUUCAAUCUAUGCUAGUUUGCAACUUUGCCUUGAAGUUAAUUUAUGUUUGGCUUUUUGCUAGGCGGUUUCUGCUGUUAAAGAGAACUUGCAGUGGUUGAUUUGGUUCUGGUGUUUGUUUUUUUUCCUUUAUUUAAUGGUAGGUAUGAUCUUUGUUUACGAACCUUACACUGGCUGCGAGUGGGAGCGAGAAGAAUACAACUGUGUUACAAGAUUAUCUGUGUCAUUUGCCUGUAAUUCUGACAUUGACAUAUUGGGAUAUCUGAUACAGCAGAAAUCAGAAAUGUGUUGAGAAAUAAUCCCAUUUUGUUUUUGGCUAUUCAAUAAAUAAUCCUAUUUAUUUGUUCUCA